AUGCAGUCCAAGCCACAGAGAAGUUGUAGAACCGUCGAGACGAUUCCCAUAAAGAAGAAGAAGAAGAAGAAGAAGAAGAAGAAGAAGAAGAAGAAGAAGAAGAAGAAGAAGAAGAAGAAGAAGAAGAAGAAGAAGAAGAAGAAGAAGAAGAAGAAGAAGAAGAAGAAGAAGAAGAAGAAGAAGAAGAAGAAGAAGAAGAAGAAGAAGAAGAAGAAGAAGAAGAAGAAGAAGAAGAAGAAGAAGAAGAAGAAGAAGAAGAAGAAGAAGAAGAAGAAGAAGCUGUCGUCGAACGCUAGAAGCACGUCCGAACUCCGAAGGUGA
Messenger RNA from Neospora caninum, 321 nucleotides. RefSeq lists its product as hypothetical. NCBI's taxonomy places the organism in Eukaryota, Apicomplexa, Conoidasida, Eucoccidiorida, Sarcocystidae. The transcript is spliced from 2 exons. Gene Ontology annotation, biological process: nucleosome assembly. Gene Ontology annotation, molecular function: DNA binding; structural constituent of chromatin. The record is from RefSeq and is a predicted model, not a curated record. Bases 1 to 321 code for a protein of 106 amino acids. Gene Ontology annotation, cellular component: nucleosome.